This is a messenger RNA of Archocentrus centrarchus (flier cichlid), 2962 nucleotides long. RefSeq names its product inactive ubiquitin carboxyl-terminal hydrolase 54-like. The record is from RefSeq and is a predicted model, not a curated record. Bases 600 to 2876 code for a protein of 758 amino acids. Gene Ontology annotation, biological process: protein deubiquitination. NCBI's taxonomy places the organism in Eukaryota, Metazoa, Chordata, Actinopteri, Cichliformes, Cichlidae. The transcript is spliced from 16 exons. Gene Ontology annotation, molecular function: cysteine-type deubiquitinase activity.
AGGAGAUGGCACGGUAUCGCGAGAGCGGUGUGCCGCGACCGCAGCGCUGGAUGGCGCUGAUGGGGGCUGGAUUCGCCCACGGCUCGCCCUCUCUCCCGUUAAAUCACACGGUAGGACACGCGAUCGGACGGAGACUGGCGGCGACAGCAGCCGGGGCAAAGUAAGAAAGGAGAAGAAGCAUCGAAGGAGUCCCCACAUGGAAGCGGCAGCGCUGUCUAAUCCAUCUGACAGAUUCUGCCAAAGGACGCUUUGGAAACGUUCUCAUGUCUUUAAACACAAACUGCUAAAUCCAAGGAGCUAAAAACAGAAAAACAAAAAGCCAACCGCUGGCUCUUGCAAGUGGACAGAUUUUAAAGUAAAAACACGGCUGGAGAGGGGCAGGGUUGUAUGGGUGCCAAAUCCCCAUCCAAGACACACCACGUCUCCUCAGUCUACGCCCGCCGCCUCCCUCCUCUUCCUCCAUCCAUUUCCUCCUCCUCCUCCGCCUUUCUCUCAUUCUCCCUCUUUCUUGCUCAUGGGAGUGACAUAGAGGCCGUUGUUUGGUCUGCUGCCCCGCCCCUUCUCCGCCUUGUUGUGGAAACGGGGGCGUCCAGGUAGUGAUGUCGUGGAAGAGGAACUACUUUGCGUCGGGUGGUGGAGCAGUAGGUGAGGUGCAGGGGCUGGUGACCCCGAGAACCAUGACCUCUAUCGCACCCAGCAAAGGCUUGAGCAACGAGCCGGGACAGAACAGCUGCUUCCUCAAUAGUGCCCUGCAGGUUUUGUGGCAUCUUGACAUCUUCCGCAGAAGUUUUCGACAGCUGACCACUCAUAAGUGCAUGGAGGACUCGUGCAUCUUCUGUGCUUUGAAGAGCAUCUUUGCUCAGUUCCAGUUUAGCAGUGAGCGGGUCCUGCCUUCAGAUGCACUGCGGAGCGCUCUGGCCAAGACGUUCCAAGACGAACAGCGCUUUCAGCUGGGCAUCAUGGACGACGCUGCUGAGUGCUUUGAGAACCUCCUGAUGCGAAUCCACUUCCACAUCAGCGCGGAGAGUAGAGAGGACAUCUGCACAGCCAAACACUGUAUUCCACACCAGAAGUUUGCCAUGACUCUGUUUGAACAGUGUGUGUGUAACAGCUGUGGAGCCACAUCAGACCCCCUGCCCUUCAUUCAGAUGGUUCAUUAUAUCUCCACUACAUCCCUGUGUAACCAGGCAGUGAGGAUGCUGGAGUGCAGAGAGAAGCCCACGCCGGACAUGUUUGGAGAACUGCUCCGCAACGCCAGCAACAUGGGAGACCUGCGCAACUGCCCUAGUAACUGUGGGGAGGUACUGCGUAUCCGCCGGGUGCUGAUGAACUCACCGGAGAUUGUGUCCAUCGGGCUGGUGUGGGACUCAGACCACUCUGACCUCGCAGAGGAUGUCAUACACAGCCUGGGAACCUGCCUGCGUCUGGGAGAUUUGUUCUACCGUGUGACAGAGGAGAGGGCUCGCCAGGCGGAGCUGUACUUGGUGGGCAUGGUGUGCUACUAUGGCAAGCACUACUCCACCUUCUUCUUCCAGACCAAGAUACGCAAGUGGAUGUACUUCGACGACGCCCACGUCAAAGAGAUCGGCCCUAAGUGGAAGGACGUAGUGUCUCGCUGUAUCAAAGGCCACUAUCAGCCGCUGCUGCUGCUCUACGCUGACCCCCGUGGGACGCCGGUGAUACUGCAGGAGAGCCCAAACCCCUGUACCAGCUCCAACCCGCAGCUGGAACUCCAGCACUGCAGCAGCAAGGCUGGUUACGACAGUGAAGACUCUGGCCGGGAGCCAUCCAUAUCCAGCGACACUCGCACCGACUCUUCAACAGACAGCUCAAGUCACCGAGGUUCUCGCAGCCGAUCCCUCCACCAGUCCACGGGCAGCCACCUCUCCAGUGAAUCCCAGACCACAGUGGUCUGUAAUUACGACACUGGCACACUGCCGCUUGGUGCUGACACUGGAGAGUCAGCAGUGGAGGGUCCUCCCCGCCCUCCCUCUCCUCCUCUGCAGGAGUACAAGGAGACGGCUGUCUUCCUCCUCUCCUCCCGCAGGCCUCUGACCUCCUCUUCCUCUUCCUCUCGUCCGCUGUCCUCCUCCUCUUCUUCUGUAGGGGGUUGUGAGGGCGGGGUUGGGGGUCCCCACUGGGAGGAUGAAAGCACUAGCAGUGAGAGCAAGUCCAGUUCUUCUGGAGGCCGCUACAGGCCAACCUGGAGGCCCAGGAGAGAAGCGCUGAACAUCGACAGCAUCUUCACCCGACAGAGAGGCCCCUCUGUGGGCCACAAUACUGUGCCCGUCCCACCUCUUACUCCAGGGUCCCAGGACUCUCUCCCUUUAGCGGGUCCUUUUCCACAGCCAGGACUGCAAGAAGUAGAAGCGAGGGAGGUCAGGGAGUUGGAGGCGGGGUUUGGGCUGGUCGGGCAGCCCAGGUCUCUGGGCAGCGGGCGGACAAUGGGUCCCCCUGCCCCUCCACCUCUGAGAGGGGUGGAGCACCAGCCACGUCUGAUUCAGAGGAUGGAGAGUGGCUACGAGAGCAGUGAGAGGAACAGCAACAGCCCCGACAGGGAGGUGGGGCAACAGAAACGGGUGCUGAUGUCAGGUCCUUCAUGGCGUUCAGUGCCUAAGUCCAAGAGCAGCGGUGCCAUCCUGCAGGAGCUGCCCUCUCCUAGCUGGGUUGGUGGCGCUAAUACAGGCUCAGGGCGCAGCGAGCUGGACGAGCUGCAGGAGGAGGUAGCGAGGAGAGCCCGCCUGCAGGAGCAGCAGAAGCGGAGGGAGGCGGAGCGGGAGGCAGCCAUGGGAUUUAAUCCUAAACCCAGCAAAUUCAUGGACCUGGACCAGCUCCAACACCAGGUGAACAGCCUGGCCCGGUCCAAGUACUGCUGACACCCAAUCAGGAGGAGGAAGAGGACCAGGCAACGCCCACCAGGGAUGGUGCUCUGGGCCAGGACCUGCCCCCUCCCCCCUAUCGG